GGAUGUUUGGCGCGCGUUAGGUGGACAUGCUGACGACGAAACUGCGCGAUCGCGCGAGCGCGUGGCGGGUGUUGAUCGUCGAUGAUACGUCGCUGCGGGUGGUGUCGUCGGCGUGCAAGAUGAGCGAUCUCGCGGAGGCGUGCGUGAGCGUCGUGGAAAAUUUGGACGUCGCGCGCGCGCCGCAACCGACGCUGGACGGGGUGUAUUUCAUCGCGCCGAGCGAACGCUCGGUGGCGCGCGUCGUGGAGGAUUGCGAAAAGAAGCUGUAUCGUAAGGCGCACGUGUUUUUUACCUCGGCCGCGCCGCGAGGGGUUUUGAACGCGAUCAAAGCGAGCAAGGCGUGCGUGUCCAUGCUCGGGAACUGCAGUGAGAUGAAUCUGGAGUACUUUACGGUGGAUCCGAAAGGUUUCAGCGUCGGCGUAGAGGACGCUUUGCGAGGGACGUUUGCGGUCGGAUCGGAACAGUCGCAGGCGCAGGCGAGAAUGAUGGAUAUGAUCGCGCAGCGGUUGGCGACGGUGAUGGUGUCGCUCGGGGAGAUUCCGUCGAUUAGGUACAUGGCCAAGGUUGGGAAUAAGAAGAGCGACGUAUCGCGCGGCGUCGCCGACCGACUCGAUCGUUCGCUCACCGCUCUUUUGCGCGCAAAAGGUGCGGAGGCGGCGAAGAACAAUCCCACGUGCGACGUGUUGAUCGUCGAUCGCUCGUUCGACGUCAUCACGCCCGUGGUUCACGAGUGGACGUACGAAAGCAUGGUGACGGAUUUGUUAAACGUGCCGAACGGCGUGUAUCAGUACAAGAUCACGACGAAGAAGGGCGAAGAAUCAAAAGAAGCCGUGCUCGGGGAGAACGAUCCGCUGUGGGUCGAGCUUCGCCACGCGCACAUCGCCGAAGUUUUAACCGUAUUAGCGGAUAAAGCGAAAACGUUCGCGAACGUCGGUCCGGAUGGGGGCGUUGUUGGUGGCCGUGAUUUAACCACCGGUCAAUUGAAGAAAGCCGUCGAGGCGUUGCCCAGAGUGUUGGAGCAACAAGCCAAACUUUCGGUGCACACGUCUAUCGCUGGUGAGAUCAACGCUGUUUUGCAAAAGUCCGCGUUGAGCGAGGUCGGGCGCUUGGAGCAAGACGUGGUGUUCGGCGACGCGACGAGCAAAGAUCUCAUCGCGUUGUUCAACGACCUCGACUCGCGCGGCGUGCGUUUGCCCAUGGUGGAGAAACUUCGUCUAUUGCUGUGCUACGUCAGUUCGCACCCGCAAAAGAUUGACGAAAGUGAAAAGAAGCGAUGGAUGACGAACACUGGGCUGACGCUCGCGGACGUGAACAUCUUGCAAAAUCUAGAGUUAUUGGGCGUGAAGGUUCUGAAAGACGGCGCAUCGAAUCCGUUUUCGAGCUCGAUGUUUGGCUCGAGUACCAAGAGCAUUCGACCGAAAGUGCUCGAACGCAAAGGCGCGGGGAGCGAGUGGGAUUUAUUUAGAUUUUUACCCACGAUGGCGGGCUUGGUGACCGAGCUUGAUGCGGGAACUCUCGACGCGACGGAGUAUCCAUCCGUCGGAAUCUCUCCGGGAGCGGCGAACGCGCCGCCUACGAUGAUGUCGCCAACGAAAUCGCGCUCGAGAUCGGCAUCGGGGACGAAUCAUCGACGAAGUGACUCCAUGACGUCGAAUCGCGCGGCGAGCCAGCGUUCGAGUCGUCGCCUCAUAGUCUUCGUCGUGGGCGGUAUGACUCGUGGUGAGUUGCGCGAGGCACACGUCCUGAGUCAGAAAUUACACCGUGAGGUCAUCAUCGGCUCCACCUCGCUCGAAACUCCCGCGUCGUUCGUAGAAAAACUCGCCGGCUUGGCGUCUGUCGCUUCGAUUCCAGAGAAAUACGCCGACAUCGCGGAUUUGUCUGGACUGUAA
This is a messenger RNA of Ostreococcus lucimarinus CCE9901, 1889 nucleotides long. RefSeq lists its product with no specific name. NCBI's taxonomy places the organism in Eukaryota, Viridiplantae, Chlorophyta, Mamiellophyceae, Mamiellales, Bathycoccaceae. The transcript has 3 exons. Gene Ontology annotation, biological process: vesicle-mediated transport; intracellular protein transport. The record is from RefSeq and is a predicted model, not a curated record. Bases 27 to 1889 code for a protein of 620 amino acids. Gene Ontology annotation, cellular component: secretory granule; plasma membrane. Gene Ontology annotation, molecular function: syntaxin binding.